Messenger RNA from Paramecium sonneborni, 351 nucleotides. The record is from the annotation of a GenBank genome assembly. NCBI's taxonomy places the organism in Eukaryota, Ciliophora, Oligohymenophorea, Peniculida, Parameciidae.
AUGAAUAAUUCAAACAAUAAUCUGAAGAAAGAGUUUAACUUAGUUACAAACAUGAAGAUGUACUUCCAAAAGAAUAUCGGAUAAAUAAUAUAAAUUAAUAAUGAAGAAAGCCAAGUUGAAAUAAUCUCAAAAUCAGACCCUUUUUUCUUACCUGAUUUAAAAUCGAUGAUAUUCAAUUUAGUUGAUUUAGAGAAUGAUAAUCUUUAUGAACUAAGUAUUAAUCAAUCUCAAUAUACACUUUCAUCCACAGCUUCUUCAAGUAUAAAAUUAAAAAAUUUAGAUAAUAUAUUACCAAUAUAAAAUUUGAACUAUGAACCCUCUUCCAUAGACUCAGAGUGUGAAGAAUUUUGA